Messenger RNA from Sphaeramia orbicularis (orbiculate cardinalfish), 3454 nucleotides. RefSeq names its product glucoside xylosyltransferase 1a (gene gxylt1a). The coding region runs from base 125 to 1444 and encodes 439 amino acids. The transcript has 8 exons. Gene Ontology annotation, biological process: protein O-linked glycosylation via N-acetylgalactosamine. The record is from RefSeq and is a predicted model, not a curated record. Gene Ontology annotation, molecular function: UDP-xylosyltransferase activity. NCBI's taxonomy places the organism in Eukaryota, Metazoa, Chordata, Actinopteri, Kurtiformes, Apogonidae.
GCGGAACGAUGUAAACACCAACUGUGCACUCCUUCAGUUUACCUUCAGUCAAGGGUUAUUGCUUAGAUUAGUUAGCUACAUCUCAUGCUAGCUCAACUAUAAAAAAAAAAUGUCUCCGUAGCGUAUGAAACAAAAAUGCAAAAUGCGAUGCUAUCUUCAUGCAUUUCUUCUGUGCAUGCUCUUUACCUUCUUUUCACUGUUGUAUGUAUUCAGUCAACUAGCCUCCACCUUGGAGGACAGAGACGAGUGGGACCUCAGGGAACAGGGUGUAGCCGACAAGAGCAGUCACGACAAAGGGCACUUUCUCAGGAAAAGGCCCGGAUCGACAGGCCUUCGACACCAUGGAGAAGAACUUGACAGGUGUAAGUCAGUUUCUUACUGGAGUCCAUAUUGGAGACUGCCUGCCGAUGUUUGUGGAGUGAACUACUUAAUGGAACCGUCUCCUGGAGAGAGAUCUGUCAAGGUUGUUGAUGAGUGGAGUCACCUGGCUGUGGUGGCUUGUGGCCCCAGGCAAGAGGAAACUCUCACCAUGUUGAAGUCUGCCCUGCUCUUCAGCAAAAAACCUCUGCACUUUUACAUCUUCGCAGAGGAUGAACUCCAUGACAGCUUCAGAAGUGCUAUGGACUCCUGGCCACAGAUGGUUCACAUGAAGUUUAAGUUCACCAUCUUUCCCAUUACUUUUCCCAAAGAGAAUGCAAAAGAGUGGAAGAAGCUCUUCAAACCUUGUGCUUCUCAGAGGCUUUUCCUCCCAUUAAUCCUGAAGAAUGUGGAUUCUUUGCUGUAUGUGGACACAGAUAUUCUUUUUCUCCAACCGGUAGAGGACAUCUGGGCACUGCUUUCUCAUUUUAAUUCAAGCCACUUGGCUGCCAUGGCUCCAGAGCAUGAGGAGCCACGCAUCGGCUGGUAUAACCGCUUCGCCCGUCACCCUUUCUAUGGCAGGACAGGCGUAAACUCAGGGGUCAUGCUUAUGAACAUGACACGCCUCAGGGAGAAUUUUUUUAAGAAUGAUAUGACAGCAGUCCCUUUACGCUGGGAAGAAAUGCUGAUGCCCCUUCUUCAGAAGUAUAAACUCAAUAUCACCUGGGGUGAUCAGGACCUCCUUAACAUCAUAUUUCACCAUAAUCCAGAAAGCCUGUAUGUUUUCCCUUGUCAGUGGAACUACCGUCCAGACCAUUGUAUUUAUGGCAGCAACUGUCAACAGGCUGAACAGGAAGGUGUCUUCAUUCUCCAUGGUAACAGGGGAGUUUUCCAUGAUGACAAGCAGCCAGUUUUUCGAGCAGUCUAUGAGGCCAUCCAAAAGUACCAGUUUGGCGAGAACAUGGAGAAGUCCCUGCUUCAGCCUCUGGAAACAUCGCUGCAAACCACGACACAUACCUACUGUGGAAGGAGCAGCCAUUUGUUUACCAAGAGGCUAAAACAGAGCAUCAUGUCUGUUCAACAUUAGGUCAUACCAAGAUGAUGAUGAUGUCAACACAACCUGUGGUGAGAGUCUGAUGUGACACUCUGGAAGGGAGACUUUGGUUUAUGAUACUCCAGUGGAAGCAUUGAGCUGGGUGACGCGCUCAGGUCGAUGAUGAAACAUUAGCUGUUGACAAAUGUGGAAAGACUGGAAAUGUUCAAGUUUUAUCAAGUUUGCAGGUUUAGUCUUUAACUUAUUAAAUCACAGCCAGGAUUGGUACAUAUGUGUCCAGUGACAUAAACCCAGUCACAGUAACUGUGUAACCAGGUAGAAAAUGCACUGAAUCCACUUUGACUUGCAAAGAUUUUUAAACUACGUAGUUGAAGAAAACACUUUAGAAAGUCAUAUUUUCCAGACAAUCAGGUUCUGAUAUUUUUUAUUUCAGAGAAAACCUACAAUAACUUUGUGCCCGUGAUUUUCAGGUACUUGAUGUGGUAUUUUUUUACCAUGAUUUAUUGUUACAGGUUUUUUAAUAUAUAUCUGUAACAUACACUUCCUGGCCAAAAAUAAUGUCCGCUCUUGGAUUUACUGAGCAAAUAGUUCAGAUUCUUCCAUUGGAUAAUUACUACAGUGAAGUGAUUAAUGUGUUUCAACAUGUUCCAAAUUUUUUAACUCUAAUGGAGCUUGUUUACAUUACCAUAAAAGUCCGAUAAGUGGGAGUAAUCGGAUAACUUUAAUAAUCAGAUCUAGUGCAUUUACAUGCACGUAAGAAGUGCGAUAAUCGAAAAAACCCUGGUUUAGACCCUCCAGUCCAUUAUCGAUUUCUUUCGGAGUAUGUACUACAUAGUGAUGGUAGACUUAAACUUCCUUUUGUCCUCUGCUCACACCACUUGUAACUUCCAUUCUCUAUGUUUUUAAUUUUGUUUACACAUGCGCAGAUGUAAAAGAAUUAAAUAAAUCAGAUUAACCUGUAUACAUGCAGAAAGAUAUUGGUGUAUCUGAUAAAGCAUAUCAGAUUAUUCUGUUUACAUGGUUACUUGAAUAGUCUGAUAACUCCAGAAAUCGGAUAUCAAUCGGCGUAUUCGUGCGCAUGUAAACAGGCUCAUUGAUGCUGUGAGUAGCUUCUCUUUUCUUAAACAACCAUCAGUUUGACAGAGAGCAUAAAGACUGAACUUUGUUUCAAUCGAAAAAGGUCAUGUGGUCUGAUGAGUCCAGAUUGACCCUGUUUCAGACUAAUGGGCACAUCAGGGUGAGAAGAGAGGUGGAUGAAGUGAUUACCCAUGAUGCCGGUUGCCUACAGUACAGGCCAGUGGGAGUAGUGUUAUCAUCUGAGGUUUCUUCAGUUGGUCAGGUCUAGGUUCAGCAACAUUAUGUGUUCAUAAAAUGACAGUGAUAAAUGUUGUGAUGUUGCAUAAGUUCGCCAAAACAAUGUAACAGUAUGAAUGAAUGUGUGCUGUAAUCAAAGCUAAAGAUGGUCCAUUGAAACUUUAAAGUGUAGGAUGUAUUUUGGCCAGGAUGUGUGUUUAUUUUGACCAUAAUGUACAAGUUUUGUCUACCACUUUAACUCCAGUCAGUUAAAAGGAUAUCACUUGUUUUUAGGUACUUGUAAAGUACAAAGGUACAGUUUUUAUUUUCUGUUUAAGGUUACAAAGUUCAUUAUGGUUAUUUGAAUUAUAUAAAAGAAUAUAUAUGUCAGUAUUUUUUUUUUUUAUUGUAUGAAAGGAAGCACAUUGUGUCUCCUUAUUAAUGACUAUCAUUUUCAUGUUUAAGGGAUGAGAGUUUUCAGACUGUUCUCUACUUUACAUGGUUGAUGGUUUUAAGUAUUUAACUUUACCAGUGUCAAGAUAUUUUAUUCUAACUGGAGUAGUGUCACACAGAGCAGUUCCAGUCAAACCUGUAAUCAUGAAAUCUUUUCCCAGAGAGUUAUAUAGACAAAUUGCACUAUUGAUCUGAGAGAUAAAGGAUUGUAAUGAUGCAAAAAGUAAACAUAAAUGUAUAAAUGCAUAUCAAAUGUAUGGGAAAUACUAUUUUAUAAACUCUGAUUUUUAAUGUGCC